This is a messenger RNA of Capra hircus (goat), 1440 nucleotides long. It is a transcript of the gene ARIH2OS, whose product is annotated as ariadne homolog 2 opposite strand. The record is from RefSeq and is a predicted model, not a curated record. NCBI's taxonomy places the organism in Eukaryota, Metazoa, Chordata, Mammalia, Artiodactyla, Bovidae.
CGCGUUUCCCCGGCACGCCCGGCGGGGAGGGCCUAGAUGCGCCAGGCACCAGCCGGUCAGAGGCUCUGGCCUGCGACCUCUCGGCGAACUGCAGGCGGCGGGAGGCGGAAAGACCGAGAGACAUCAGGCGCCGGUGCGCCCCGGCCUCGGCCACUGGCAGCAACAGCGGGAUCGCGGAGGGCCCUGAGACCCAGUACGAGAUGCCGGGGGCGCCGGGACCUCGCGGGCAGCGACGAAGGCGGAGCCCCGGCCGGGCUAGGGAGGCGCGCGGAGAGCCCACCCCUCCCCCGGCCCGCCGGGGUAAACAAGGCCGCGACUCGCGCCGCGCACUUACCGGCAGCCGCGGCCCCGCGGCCGCUGAGCCCGGGCGGGCCAGACCGGGUUGGGCCAGGCCAGAAGAACCGGACCCAGGCACGGCGGCGGCGGAGGCGGCGGCGGAGGCGGCGGGCCAACGCUGGUCAAGCCCGCGCUGCUUCCUCCGGCGGAGCCGUCGCCGCAGCUCCGGAAGUGCUCGGAGCGGUUGCGUCACUUCCCGCCCGGGGUCGCCCCGCGGUCGCCGGGGUCGCGACUGGCGCUGGGUAAUAACGCCUCUCUGCGGACACUUCACUCCAGCCCAGCGCAGCGACCAGAGUACGCCCGCCGCACUGCUGGCGCCGACGGCUAGCAAAGAAGAGGCUCCUCGGAGAGCGGUCACGGCAUCGCUGCGGGCUUUCGCCUACCAGAGCCCCCGGCCCGGAUCCUUUCAACCAGGGUUUUUGUUGUUUUUUUUGAGGGACUCUCCUCACUUCACUGUACUCGGUCUCCGGAGCGGAGAAGACCUCCAGUCGUUCGUGGAGUGGAUAAAGGAUUGAUGUUUCAUGGCCGCUGUUUGAUCGAAGGAGAACUGGGUCUUCGUGUCAGCAAACCGGGCCGGGGAUUUCUACCUAGGCCGAUUCGAAGAACCACGCCAGGCUUCCGCUUCCCUCUCCGUGGCCUAGUUCGCUGCCUAAUUUCUUUGGCUUCCCAAUCACCCGAGAUUGAAUCUUAGCUACCUUGCUGCACAGUUUAUUCACACAGUAUAUAGGAAGCGCCAUUAUGACUUUCAGUACCUUCUGGGGCCUUUGUCGAGUGUUAUGGAUACACAGACAUGAAGCCUCACUUAAGUUGCUGCGGCACAACGUGGAAAAGCCGGAGUGAAGCCAGUGAUGUUAGGGAGCUUCCUCGCUGUGCAAGUCCGUAGAUAACCCAAACCAUUUCCACCCAUGCAUGAGUCGUGUAUGUGCUAAUAUUCAGGAUAUUGGUGUGUAAUGGACUCUCUUCAGUUCUUGCAUGUAUUUGUAUACAUGAUUUUCAGCGUCGUGUUUAAUUAGGAGCAUGUACCCAAAUCAAGGUACAUGAAUACUAGAAAACCAACCCCCCCACCUUAAUUUGGAGUGAAAACUAAUAAUAAUGAGUGAGUGA